This is a messenger RNA of Talaromyces stipitatus ATCC 10500, 816 nucleotides long. RefSeq lists its product as uncharacterized. The coding region runs from base 1 to 816 and encodes 271 amino acids. The record is from RefSeq and is a predicted model, not a curated record. NCBI's taxonomy places the organism in Eukaryota, Fungi, Ascomycota, Eurotiomycetes, Eurotiales, Trichocomaceae. The transcript has 5 exons.
AUGUUCUUAUCAGUCUGCUUACGCACUAUUCUGGCAGCAGCUCUGGCAGUUGUUGACCCAUUGAUUGUCAACUGUCAAGCUCUUGACAAGCCUGCUCUCACUCCUAACCUCGACUACUUGGAACAGGGAAGCCUUUGCAGUCUCUCUCCAACGCAAAGCACAUGGACCAAAUUGGGAGCGGGCUCGACUCCCGAAGAUUGCAAGACUAUUGCUAACAAUCAUAAAAAGAAUCCUGGUGAUCUUGAGAUCUACAGCGUCCACUAUACCGAUAGCGAUGAUGCAUGGGUAUUUUGUCGUUAUGAGGAUACACCAUUUGGUUUAGCAUCAACAGUCGACAUCUUUGGACUCCCUGUCGCUAUGCGUAGCGGUGAGAAUAUGGAUGUCGUGAUUCACGAAACCGGACACAGUCUCGAUAUUCUUGGUGCUUAUGGAGAACGACUGUCUGGUACGAAACUCUUCAUAAUAGUCAUGGAUGCAGAUCCCAAUGUCCCCGACAAUUACGCGAGGACGAAUCAAGCUGAGAACGUCGCACAGAACACUGUUGUUGGUGUCUACGACAAGGUGGUCGCCGGUGGCUUCCCUUCUGCCCAACCUAACUGGCAUAAUAUCUUUCAUCGGUACUCAACAUUGCAAAGGAGAGCCGGAAAUCAGAUUCUUCCUGGAGGACAAUGCAAUCGCCAUCUUACCAUCUCCACAAGCAAAGCUGCUGCUACAGCUAAUGGGGCGAAGAGGCCGGAUACCUCCUUCAGAGGGAAUUAUACCAACAUCAUGACAGAUUACCCUGAAUUUAGUACCAAGGAAAGCUGUGCCUUUUAG